UAUUCGCAACGCGUCGGGGGAAUGAGUGGUGAGUUGCUGCGCACUCACGGGAUCUCGAUAUGAGCCAACUCAAAGCUGCGGGCAAGUUUGCGUAGCUGAGACAUGCUGUUGACCGAGUCGUCUAUUCGAAAGCGCAUUGCACAUAGAUGUGAGCGACAUCAGGAGAUCUACUCGUAUCUAUCUAUCAGCCGCGCCAAGCACCCCGCCACUCCACACUCCAGCCAACCUCAAGCCCCCCAACCCUACCCAACCAUGCCAUCACCAGCACCACUACCUUCCUACAUCAAAACGCGCAUCCUCAUCCUCUCAGACACGCACUCCGCAUCGCCUCUCCAGAAUGCCUCCAAUACCCACACCGCCUUCCGCGCGCCGCUCCCCAAGGCAGACGUCCUGCUGCACUGCGGUGACCUAACCAUGGUCGGCCUUAUGCGCGAGUACGAACAGGCAUUAGAGAUGCUGAAGGGCAUUGAAGCAGAUCUGAAGCUUGUGAUUGCGGGGAAUCACGACAUUAGUCUGGAUGAAGCGUACUACAAAAGGAAGGGACAGCAUAUGCAGCGAUUGAGAGAGCCAGAUGACGACAUGCCCAUGAGAGCGAGGGAGUUGUGGACCGGGGAGAAGGCUAGAGAGGCGGGAGUUACUUAUCUGGACGAGGGAACGCAUAUCUUCACGCUGAAGAACGGAGCGAGGCUAAGAGUGUACGCAUCCCCAUACCAGCCCGAAUUCUGCGAUUGGGCGUUCCCCUACUUCCGCAAUCAAGACCGCUACAACCCGCCCCACCGAUGCACGCCGAACGCCGUUCCCAUCGCGGAGAAGCCUGUGCCCGACUUCCUAGACAUCGAUGUGAUGAUGACGCAUGGCCCACCAAUGGGUAUUCGAGACGAGGUUGCGCGCGACGAUCACGUCGGCUGUGAGCAUUUGCUCCGAGCGGUGCGGCGGUGCCGACCACGCUUGCAUUGUUUCGGGCACAUACAUGAGGGAUGGGGCGCGGAGAGAGUGAAGUGGAAAGAAGGCGAGGAGCUAGAUGCCAAAUGGCAACAGCAUGUUGAGAAGGCGGAGUGGGUAGAGGUCGAUGAGGAGAAGAUGGCUGAGGAGAGGGCGGCGUUUGUGGAUAUUAGUAGGAGCGGCGCGCGACCAGUGGAGUUCGGAAAGGAGACACUGAUGGUCAACGCGAGUAUUAUGACGGUGCAAUAUAGACCCGUCCAGGCCCCUUGGGUGGUAGACUUGGACUUGGAAAUGGCAGAGUAGCAGAGUUUCACGUAUUGCUCUGCUCCAAUGCCACACCGUCAAAUACCCAUCAAGGUUUGAUUGGCCAUUUACUGGAUUUCUCCUUCUGUGGCUAACCCUUUCCAACCCCUUGCACCAACGGCAUGAAAGUUUUGAUCUCGCACAAGUCGGCGGCAUCGAUAUAUGCGUCCCGCUCGUACUGUACCACGGAGAAACUCUCUAUAAACGGCUGUUCCCCAUGCAGGAGCGGCGACUAAGACUCCGCCCUGGGUCUGAUACCAUCACUUCCUACUUCUAAUCGCGCACAUUGUGGU
Trematosphaeria pertusa is the source of this 1538-nucleotide messenger RNA. RefSeq names its product ser/Thr protein phosphatase family protein. Gene Ontology annotation, molecular function: hydrolase activity. The transcript is spliced from 3 exons. The record is from RefSeq and is a predicted model, not a curated record. Bases 103 to 1245 code for a protein of 380 amino acids. NCBI's taxonomy places the organism in Eukaryota, Fungi, Ascomycota, Dothideomycetes, Pleosporales, Trematosphaeriaceae.